AUGUCAAAAUGUCUUUUAACCUUCAUUCAUCUUUUUAUGCUCUUACUCAGUUUCUCCACUAUUUGCCUGGGAGUACUUUGCAUGACCACGAAUUCCUCCAUGUGCAGAUGUGGGAACAACAAGCUAGUGUUUUAUUGCCUGUUAGCUUUGGGGCUCUGUCUCCUUGUUACUGGCAUCUUCUGGAGCACUUUCCAUGAAGUCUUGAAAUACAGGGCCCUUGGCAUCUUCAUUCGAAAUCCCAGCCACAGAGAAUCAGAUGUCUGCACCAUAGACAGGCCUGACUUCUAUCCUCCUUCUUAUGAAGACAGCAUAGAUCCUGAAAAACUGAUUUCCCCACUGUCGGUUGCCUCCACACUGAAACAGUAAGUAUUCAUCAAUAUUCCUCCACCUCGUGCAGAAUUUGCCAGUGAAACAAAUGAGCAGGAACAGCCACCACCAUAUACAUUAUCUGUGGAGCAGCAGAAAGCAGCUGACCAAGACCCAAACCCCAGGGGGUUAAAUUCUCAUAUAUCCAUGCAAGAAAUCAAUUGCCAACAGGAUACUGACUUCCAAGCCUCAGGAAGAGCAACACCUGUCAAAACAUGAGAGACAUCCAGCCAGUAA
Messenger RNA from Catharus ustulatus (Swainson's thrush), 603 nucleotides. RefSeq names its product transmembrane protein 252 (gene TMEM252). Lineage: Eukaryota; Metazoa; Chordata; Aves; Passeriformes; Turdidae. The record is from RefSeq and is a predicted model, not a curated record.